Helicoverpa zea (corn earworm) is the source of this 2668-nucleotide messenger RNA. RefSeq lists its product as uncharacterized. NCBI's taxonomy places the organism in Eukaryota, Metazoa, Arthropoda, Insecta, Lepidoptera, Noctuidae. The transcript has 5 exons. Gene Ontology annotation, cellular component: extracellular region. Bases 379 to 1917 code for a protein of 512 amino acids. Gene Ontology annotation, molecular function: chitin binding. The record is from RefSeq and is a predicted model, not a curated record.
GAACGCGCGCGUCAAUCGAGAUACGAUACGAGACUCGAAUUAAUAAUCGAAUACGAAAAAAUAAUAACAACAUUUACUAAUACUAAACAAAAAAACGAUCCUGUGUUCGAAUCUUGUACAUUCACAAUUUUUUUUCAAAAAUCGAAUCGGUUUUAAUCGAUUGUUUACAGUGCAAUUCAUUGACAUUUGUAUAUUUUUGCGAUAAUCACAAGGAAAGGUGAAGCCGAGUGAAUGUGUUUACAUCGGCAUUGUAUCGGAUGACAAAAUAGUGGGAACUUGAUUUUUUAUGCGAUUGUUUUGACAGACAAUUUCCUUGUAAUUAGUCUUUUAUUGAUUGAUUGUGAGUAAUGUUAGUUUGAGGUUCGUGUAAAGUGCAUCAUGGGUAAUAUGUACAUAUUGUUGUGUGCAACAGUCGUCUGUUUGCUGUUGGCCGAUGUCAACACACAGGGUAAACCAAAGCCAAAAGUACCUCUGACGAGGUUCACGUGUCAGGGAAGGGGCUCAGGAUACUAUGCUGAUGUCGACACUGGAUGUCAGGUAUACCACAUGUGCGACGGGCUGGGUCGUCAGUUCAGCUACAAGUGCCCCAACAUGACGCUGUUCCAGCAACGCAUGCUCAUCUGCGACCACUGGUACAUGGUCAACUGCUCCAUGUCCGAACGGGAUUAUACUGCUAACCUGCUUAUAGGUCAACGCGACAAGCCGUUCGUGUCUGACGACGAGAUGCGUCUGCGCACGCCGCGUCCCGACAUUCUGUCCGCGCCACCGUACAACCCCUACUAUGACGUGCUGAGGGAAGCUGAAUCACAGUUCCCAGCUCUCCCAAGCAAUAGUAUCGUGGGUGUAGCCGACUCCAUUUCUGACGGGGACAACAAUGAUCUGGACAGCGGCAAGAGAAACUACCGUCCCCCUACAGGCUGGUCCACCGGUCGCAAGAAUCGAGUCAGACCCACCGCCAGCCCCAACACGAAUUUCGCCUCCAGAGACUUCGAUAACCUCGACGAAGCAGCCUCGCAAGAACCCGAUGCAACCUUCAGGCCGACACCUAGCAUCAACUUAACUCAAAUCAAUCCUAGACCAAGCGUAACUCCACCAUCUAUUGACCUAGUACCCCCUCCAGCACCAACGAAGGCGUCAGAAAAACCUAACGAUAAUCAAUCAGAAGAUUCUGUUUUCAAAUUCAUCAAACGCUUCGAUCCAACAUCACCUGAUGUUCACCAAACUGCUAUGUCUAGAUCUGAGAUCAUAGACCUAAACGGUCAUCUCCCAGCUGGACCAGCCAACUCCGAAGAGGAUAGAACUCCUAGGAAACACAAAAACUUCGGCAAUAGUUUGAAUACCUUCGAAACAGAUAACGACAAGUCAUUCACAGAAGGAUCUAGGUUUGAUUCUGUCAACACUAAAUCUAGCGUGACUACCGAAGAACCUAUUGUAAAAGACCAAAAUGGUAAUAUUAUCCCAGCACCUGAUAGAGUUCUAUUACCACCUAAGGAAGACACUGCAGCAAUCCCAUCAACGACCGUAGGCCCUCCAAUUUACUACGAAUGGAAAUGGGCAGUCCCGGCCUUCGACUUAGUACCUCCAAAAGAAGGUAAUAAAACAAAUGGUACCAACAUACAGCAGACCAGGUCGAUACAAGGGAAGAGUCCGUUCAGCAGCGUGACGAGACCUGAACCAAAGACCACGACUCCUUUACCAAGCAACACGGAAUAUAACAUAAGUUCGUACUUCAUUCCUGACUACGUCUUUCCUCUGGAUAAGGCGCAUCCAGGGUACGAGAGCGAUGAUGCUGAGACCUCUUUUCAAGUCAAAAUAAGGCCUGGGAGGCAGAGCUUUGGGGAGAACCCCAAGUGUCCCCAAUGCCACCCUGCUUACCUCAAAGAGGGGACUUGCGAACCUUGUAUAGUUAAACGGUAACCAAUUCAGAGUCUUCUAAAAUUAAUUAUAAGUCCGUUAAACUGUCACCGAAGAUAUUCUAAAUGUAUUGUUGUUUCAUUCACCUAUUUCACAUUAGGCGAAUGAUUUUUGCAUAUUUUUUAUUUCUUCUUACAAUGUAGUAAGUUAUUAACUGUUAUUUUUAGUUUUAAAAGCCAUAUUGUUACAAAAUACUGUUGGUGCGUUAUGUGUCAGAUUAACCAGAUUUGUGUUUAUGUUAAACACAAAUGUAUGCUCUGUUAACUUUAUAGAAUGCUAACCUCUAGAAUCUUGCAUGAGGGUAUACCUACUAAUGAGCUAUUUCUUUAAAUUCGAAUACCCUAACUUUUCGAGCUAUCCUACCCAGUGUAAAUAUAGGUAAUAAUAGUAAUUUUAAGAUUACAUUGUUUACCUCCUUUUGUAAAAAAGUUGUGUUUAAACUUCUUUUUUUCUGAUAUUCCGAAUGGAACGUUUGGCAAGACUUUAUUUGUAAGAAAAUGCCAUCGAUGAACAACUGCUCUGCGGAAAUUAUAAAAUUAUUUUAUUCAAUUUUAUAAAAAAAAAUCAUAGUUACCAUGUCUACCUAAUCAUAAAAAUGUAAAAUACUAGAACCCACUUAAAAUAAAUAUAAACCCCCAUUAAAGUAGUUUUAGAUUAGACAAUAUUUAUACAUAAUUUUUAUACACGUGCCUAUACAUACAUGCCUAAUUUAAGAUAGUUUUAUAUUAAUAAAAUAUAAUUAUAAUAAAAAGUG